CGCACAAAUUAUAAUAAUAUUAAUUAUUAUUAUCAUAUUAACAAUAAAUAAUAGUAGUUAUAUAUUUAAAACUUCGAAAUUAAACAUUUCUAGCUGUUCAUAUAAGUUUUCAUAUAUCUAACGGAUUUCUUGAUAACAGCGAGAUUAAUACGUGUUUCAAGAUCGCAAUUGUUACUAUCAUAAUUAUAAUUGUUGCUGUGUCGUUUCUGUCUCAAACAGUUAGCCCUACUUUGCACUUUACAUCAAUACUGAUGGUCACUGGUGACAUAUACGAUAGAUAUACAAACAUAUUUGAUGAUACAUACACGUGCCGACUCCACAAAAGUGAAAGUUAUUUAUUCUCACCAGAAGAAAACACCCGAACUUUGCGGCUCCUAUUUUUGCGAUUAUUAAUAAUAGUCAUAAUAACAGCAUUCAUUUACUUGUCUCCUUGUCUUCCUCUUUCAUUACAUACACAGUUUAAUAUCGCUCUCUAAGAUAUAUUCUCAAUCUUUAUUCUAUAAUUCCUUUUUGCUUCCUUCCGUUAAAUAUUGAAGGAUAUCCAUUACACUAUAUCCAUUGUGAACAAAGAACGGAAACUUCGAAGAAGAAAAAAAUAUAUAUAUAUACAAUAUAUAUAUAUAUAUAUAUAUUUCUUGCUCUUCCAAUUGGAUCUCGAACCCGUGUUUAUUUGGGUUUGCAUUUUGGCAUUCAGUUGCUAAACGUACCACAUCUCUUUCAAGUUUCCCACCCAACCGUUCAAGCUGUAUUUCACAAUGAAAAGAAGCCUGAGUGAAUCGGAGCAGGAUGAUGUCUUUGACGACCGACUCAAAGCUGGGUCGCCGUCACAGAAUUGCCAGGUCACAGACCGGAAAAAAAGACGCGGGAUUAUCGAGAAACGUCGUCGAGAUAGAAUAAAUAACAGUCUGUCAGAACUGCGUCGCCUGGUGCCAACAGCCUUUGAAAAACAGGGUUCCGCCAAACUCGAAAAAGCCGAAAUUCUACAGAUGACAGUCGAUCACUUGAAGGUACUUCACCAAAAAGGACUGAACGGUUACAAUUAUCCUGACCAACAUGCUUUAGCUCUCGAUUAUCGAAUCGUCGGUUUCCGCGAAUGUGCCACGGAAGUGGCACGUUAUUUGGUGACGGUCGAAGGAAUGGACAUACAAGAACCAUUACGAUUACGUCUGCUGAGUCACUUGCAAUGCUACUGCGCCCAACGAGAAGCGGCGGCGGCCACGAAAACGCCACACUGGUCUUCAGUGAGCACGCACCCCACCAUCAACAAUCAAUACAACGGUUCCAAUCACAUGACCUCUGUACCGAAUAUGAUUGGUACAGCGUCAACACAACACACAGGGCAAAAUGAACACCAUUUGUCGACGAUCAGUACAAGCCAUUCAGGACUUUCAGUGGCGACGAGUGCUGUCCCCCCUUCAUACAGCGAAGCCAGGGUCAGCCAACAGACAGAAAUAUCAACGCCUUCAUCGAGUGCGUUGCACAGUCAUAUGCGACUCGCGACCACAGCGCCUGCCGUGGCAUCUGCUUCUCACCAGAUGGCAGCAUCUUUGAAUACGCCCACUCAGAUGCAACAAAUAUCACCGUCCAUGCUUCCAACCAUGCCUCAGAUCAGUCAGUUCCCAGUUUCCUUAAAUUCCUCCAUGAUGUCUCCAAACAAUCACACGUACGGCAGUGGAAACGGAGUUGGGAUCAACCAACACGGACCUUCAGUAAAGCCAUACCGACCGUGGGGUACAGAAUUGGCUUAUUGACUAUAAGAUAACAAUAAUGGUCUUUCUUUCCUCUUUUCUCUCUCUCUCUCUCUCUCUCUCUCUCUCUCUCUCUCUCUCUUAUAUAGAAAGCAAAGAAGGUGGUUAUGAAACAAGAGUUUGACUGUUAAAGACAUUGCAAUGUUUAGUUCUUAUUUCUCUGUUCAUGUUUUCGAGUCCUGCCAUAGUCGACUUCAAGAUUACCCCUUUCGGGGUCUUGUAUAGGUAUAUAUAAAUAUCCCAACUAAUCUACUGGAGUCGAUUGAACUGAAAAUAUCCCAACUUUUUUUAUUCAAAAAAAUUGGCCUUGAGCUUAAGUAAAAAAGCAAUAUUUCCCACUCCCUCACUUUUUCUUUUCUUUUUUUUUUUUGUUAACCAAAAUAACUACGACGCCAUAUAUUUCAAAAUGUAACUGCCAUGCUAUAUACAAGGAGCAACAAAAGAUCUUCCAUAUUCUACACAGCCUACUGAUGAAGUUAGGCAGGGGGUAACGAUGUUUCCAUGUAGAUAAUUUUUUUUUCUUACCAUUCAAGGCGGUGCCUCAAUAUGUCCACAGUCUAAUGUCUAAGUAAAACGUAAAACAAAACAUUAGACUUGAAUUGGUGUUCGCCGUAUGGUUGUUGUUGAUGUGUUUAUCAAGAAGGGUGAAUCUGGAAGGUUCUUUUCGUUGCACCUUGCAUAUGUAUGUAUGUAUGUAUGUAUGUAUAUGUUAUGGCAGUCACAUUGAACUAAAUUUUGUUGACCAAAGUUCCGUCGGUCUGACAGCAAAAUGCAAUCCUAAAUAACAUAUCAUAAUAGAAACCAGCAAACAAGCAAUUCCACGUGUUUCUCUGUUUGCCCAGUUUAAAAAGAUCUCCUCUUUCUAAAAUCACCAUUUACGUUCCACCUGGUUCUUCCUGUCUGUGUGUAAAUAAUUUAAAUUCAUCUUGAAAAAAAAAAAAGGACGAUUCAUUCAGUUUUGGAGAAUGUUUGUUUUUCUUUAUAUAUAUAUAUUCGUUUGUUUUUGUCUUUCCAAAACAAAUCUGUGUACAAUAUUAUAAAGAUGAUUCCACA
Molecule: messenger RNA, 2801 nt
Organism: Octopus bimaculoides (California two-spot octopus)
Lineage: Eukaryota; Metazoa; Mollusca; Cephalopoda; Octopoda; Octopodidae
Product: hairy/enhancer-of-split related with YRPW motif protein 1
Biological process (GO): regulation of DNA-templated transcription
Molecular function (GO): protein dimerization activity; DNA binding
Source: RefSeq, a predicted model, not a curated record